Messenger RNA from Phytophthora infestans T30-4, 1215 nucleotides. RefSeq lists its product as uncharacterized. Gene Ontology annotation, biological process: signal transduction. Bases 1 to 1215 code for a protein of 404 amino acids. NCBI's taxonomy places the organism in Eukaryota, Oomycota, Peronosporomycetes, Peronosporales, Peronosporaceae. The record is from RefSeq and is a predicted model, not a curated record. The transcript has 4 exons.
AUGUGUGACACGGCGCUACACGUUGCCGUCCGUGAGGAGAAUGAGGCGUCUGCGCUGGCUGUGUUGGCGUCAGGUGGAGAUCUCAUGCGGAUGAAUAACGAAGGGCUACGGUCACUGGACUGCACUGCGUCCACCAGGUUAUUGUUCGAGUUGAAGCGAGCUGCCGGUCAACGAGACGUCAUGAUUAGCUACACACACUCGCACUUGGCGUUUGCUCGAAAGCUGCGUCAGUCUCUGGAGGAAGCGAACGUGACAACGUGGUUAGAUCUGAUGGACCCCAGCGGCAUUGGUGGCGGAGCUGUGUGGCGUGAGGAGAUCGCUCGAGGGAUCACCAACGCGUCGGUAGUGUUGUGUAUCUUGACUGAAGACUACGCGUCGUCCGAGUGGUGUCUGAAGGAGCUGGCACAGGCGAAACAGGUGGGGACUCCCAUCUUGGCUGUCUCGACUGAAGGCGCCAUCGUCGAUGAGAACUUGCAAGUGUACUUGUACACGCGACAGAUCGUCCCAUUCGAGCCUGCUAUCGUGGGUCUCCGUCGCGAUGGAGGCAGGAUCGAGUACGACUACGAUGAAACCAGAUAUCGAUCUCAGUUCCGCUUGCUUUUGGACUGCGUGCGUGACGAAGUUGAAAAGCACCGCUUCGUUACCAAGCAGAAUAAUUUGUCUCGUAGUCGCCGUCUGGCCCAGGAUUUGGACGGAGAGCGCAGCAACCGAGGCACGAUGCUACAGACAUUGAGUGACAUGGAGCUCUCCACCGCUUCACGGGAUCCCAGCCGAACUAACGUCACCAAUCCAGACGACAUGAACGAGGGUCAAUUCAUCUUCCUCUCGCAUGGCGACAAGCACGAGACGUUCGUACAGCAGUUCACAGCACAGCUCCUGGAAGCCGGAAUUCCUUGUUACAGCGACCUAAACGUCAUCGGACGAGACCUCUACACGCGCAUUCAGGUCGCCCAGCAAGCCAUUUUGCGCUGUUCGUGCUUCCGUUCGCCGAGGACAAAAAAUCGACCAAUCUUCCCUGUGGUCUUAAACGACAUGGAUCCAGGGUUGGACAAACGCUACACGUUGGUGCGCAGCGAGCUGUUCCACUUCAUGACGAACGGCAUGGGCUUCAAACCGAGUUUCGACACUGAAGCUGGUCAAACCCGCAACUUGGACUCCAUCGAAGGACUAGAAGACAACCAACUGAACCUCUCUGGUACCCGUGUUCGUAUGUAA